This is a messenger RNA of Nannospalax galili (Upper Galilee mountains blind mole rat), 10447 nucleotides long. It is a transcript of the gene Speg, whose product is annotated as striated muscle enriched protein kinase. Bases 2034 to 9620 code for a protein of 2528 amino acids. The transcript has 41 exons. Gene Ontology annotation, molecular function: axon guidance receptor activity; ATP binding; protein binding. The record is from RefSeq and is a predicted model, not a curated record. NCBI's taxonomy places the organism in Eukaryota, Metazoa, Chordata, Mammalia, Rodentia, Spalacidae. Gene Ontology annotation, cellular component: axon; plasma membrane; neuronal cell body. Gene Ontology annotation, biological process: synapse organization; muscle cell differentiation; homophilic cell-cell adhesion.
AGUUGUACCCUGAUGCCUUCCAGCUGGUUUGGGGUUCAGGGCAGACUGGUCCUGCAGUUUGUUGUGUGCCUUGACAGUACAACUCUUUGGUGACUCCUCUUUGUUCCUGGGGUACUGGAACCCAGACUUUUGACCCUUGGAACCUAGGGCCUUAUUUGGGGUGUUGCUGUACAAGAACUUAAGCUAUUAUGGACGUGGAAAGGAGAGAGAGGGGAUGAGGGCCUGACUCAGAGACGGCUGAGGAUGACAUCAGCGAUGUGCAGGGAACCCAGCGCCUGGAGCUUCGGGAUGACGGGGCCUUCAGCACCCCCACGGGGGGCUCUGACACCGUGGUGGGCACCUCCCUGGACACACCCCCGACCUCCGUGACAGGCACCUCAGAGGAGCAAGUGAGCUGGUGGGGCAGCGGGCAGACGGUCCUGGAGCAGGAAGCGGGCAGCGGGGGUGGCACCCACCUCCUCCCAGGCAGCCCAAGGCAAGCACAGGCAACCGGGGCCGGGCCACGGCACCUGGGGGUGGAGCCGCUGGUGCGGGCAUCGCGAGCUAAUCUGGUGGGCGCAAGCUGGGGGUCAGAGGAUAGCCUUUCGGUGGCCAGUGACCUGUAUGGCAGCGCAUUCAGUCUGUACAGAGGACGGGCGCUCUCGAUCCACGUCAGCGUUCCUCAGAGCGGAUUGCGGAGGGAGGAGCCUGACCUUCAGCCUCAGCCGGCCAUCGAAGCCCCUCGUCCUCGCCCUGCCCUUCCGCCUCCCUCCAAGUCCGCGCUGCUUCCCCCGCCAUCCCCUCGGGUGGGUAAGAGGGCUUUGCCGGGACCUAGUGCCCAGCCCCCGGCUACCCCCACGUCGCCCCACCGGCGUACCCAGGAGUCCUCGCUGCCCGAGGACACCACCACCGAAGAGAAGCGAGGGAAAAAGUCCAAGUCAUCGGGGCCCUCGCUGGCAGGCACGGUGGAGUCCCGGCCGCAGACGCCACUGAGCGAGGCCUCGGGCCGCCUGUCCGCGCUGGGCCGCUCGCCGAGGCUGGUGCGCGCGGGCUCCCGCAUCCUGGACAAGCUGCAGUUCUUCGAGGAGCGGAGGCGCAGCCUGGAGCGCAGUGACUCUCCGCCGGCGCCCCUGCGGCCCUGGGUGCCCCUGCGCAAGGCCCGCUCGCUGGAGCAGCCCAAGUCGGACAGCGGCGCGGCGUGGGGCACACCCGGGACCUCGCAGGAGGAGCUGCGGUCGCCACGGGGCAGCGUGGCCGAGCGGCGGCGCCUGUUCCAGCAGAAGGCGGCCUCGCUGGACGAGCGCACGCGGCAGCGCAGUCCAGCCUCCGACCUCGAGCUUUGCUUCGCCCAGGAGCUGGGCCGCAUCCGCCGCUCCACGUCGCGGGAGGAGCUAGUGCGCUCGCACGAGUCCCUCCGCGCCACGCUGCAGCGCGCCCCGUCCCCUCGAGAGCCUGGGGAGCCCCCGCUCUUCUCCCGGCCUUCUACCCCCAAGACCUCGCGGGCCGUGAGCCCCGCCACCACCCACCUGCCUGCUCCCAGCAGCGCGGGCAAAGCUGGGGACGAGCCUGGGAGGCCCCGAAGCCGAGGGCCGGUGGGCAGGACUGAGCCUGGGGAAGGCCCGCAGCAGGAGGUUAAGCGCCGGGACCAGUUCCCGCUGACCCGCAGCAGAACCAUCCAGGAGUGUAGGAGCCCAGUACCGUCUCCUGCUGCUGAUCCCCCUGAAACCCGGACGAAAGCCCCCUCAGGUCGGAAGCGGGAGCCUCCUGCCCAGACAGUGCGCUUCCUGCCAUGGGCCACUCCGGGUGUGGAGGGCGCUGCUGUGCCCCAAACCUUGGAGAAGAACAGAGCCGGGCCUGAGGCUGAAAAGAGGCUUCGCAGAGGGCCUGAGGAGGAUGGUCCCUGGGGAGCCUGGGACCGCAGAGGGACCCGCAGCCUAGGCAAAGGUCGCCGGGCCCGGCCUACUUCCCCUGAGCUCGAGUCUUCAGAUGACUCCUAUGUGUCUGCUGGAGAAGAACCCCUGGAGGCACCAGUGUUUGAGAUCCCCCUGCAGAACAUGGUGGUGGCACCGGGAGCUGACGUGCUGCUUAAGUGUAUCAUCACCGCCAACCCCCAACCUCAAGUGUCUUGGAGAAAGGAUGGGUCGACACUGCGUAGCGAGGGUCGCCUUCUCAUCCGGGCUGAAGGCGAGCGGCACACACUGCUGCUCAGGGAGGCCCGGGCUGCCGAUGCUGGGAGCUAUAAUGCCACUGCCACCAAUGAACUGGGCCAGGCUAGCUGUGCUGCGUCACUCGCCGUAAGACCUGGCGGGUCCACAUCCCCUUUCAGCAGUCCCAUCACCUCUGAUGAGGAGUACCUGAGCCCCCCAGAAGAGUUCCCAGAGCCUGGGGAGUCCUGGCCCCGAACCCCCACCAUGAAGCUCAGUCCCAGCCAGGAUCGAGGCUCUUCCGACUCUGCCUCCAAGGCACCUCCCACCUUCAAGGUCUCACUCAUGGACCAAUCUGUAAGAGAAGGCCAAGAUGUCAUUAUGAGCAUCCGAGUACAGGGAGAGCCCAAGCCUGUGGUGUCUUGGCUGAGAAAUCGGCAGCCUGUGCGUCCAGACCAGCGGCGCUUUGCAGAAGAGGCUGAGGGUGGGCUGUGCAGGCUGCGGAUCCUGGCUGCUGAGCGGGGUGAUGCCGGCUUCUACACCUGCAAGGCAGUCAAUGAGUAUGGAGCUCGGCAGUGUGAGGCCCGCCUGGAGGUCCGAGCACACCCUGAAAGCCGGUCCCUGGCCGUGCUGGCCCCCCUGCAGGACGUGGACGUGGGGGCCGGGGAGAUGGCGCUGUUUGAGUGCCUGGUGGCGGGUCCUGCUGAUGUGGAGGUGGACUGGCUGUGCCGUGGCCGCCUGCUACAGCCUGCGCUGCUCAAAUGCAAGAUGCAUUUUGAUGGCCGUAAAUGCAAACUGCUGCUCACUUCUGUGCAUGAGGAUGACAGUGGCGUCUACACCUGCAAGCUGAGCACAGCCAAAGAUGAACUAACCUGCAGUGCCCGGCUGAUUGUACGGCCCUCACUGGCACCUCUGUUCACCCGGCUGCUGGAAGAUGUGGAGGUGCUAGAGGGCCGUGCUGCCCGCUUUGACUGCAAGAUCAGUGGCACCCCACCCCCCUCUGUUACCUGGACUCAUUUUGGCCACCCCGUGAAUGAGAAUGAGAACUUGCGGCUAUGGCAGGAUGGGGGUCUGCACUCGCUGCACAUUGCCCAUGUGGGCAGUGAGGAUGAGGGGCUCUAUGAGGUCAGUGCUGCCAACACCCAUGGCCAGGCCCACUGCUCUGCCCAGCUGUAUGUGGAGGAGCCUCGGACAGCCACUUCUGGUCCCAGCUCAAAGCUGGAGAAGAUGCCAUCCAUUCCUGAGGAACCAGAGCAUGGAGAGCUGGAGCGGCUGUCUAUUCCUGACUUCCUGCGACCACUGCAGGACCUGGAGGUGGGACUAACCAAGGAAGCCAUGCUGGAGUGCCAAGUGACUGGCUUGCCCUAUCCCACCAUCAGCUGGUUCCAUAAUGGUCACCGCAUCCAGAGCAGCGAUGACCGACGCAUGACACAGUACAGGGAUGUACAUCGCCUGGUGUUCCCGGCUGUGGGGCCUCAGCAUGCUGGUGUCUAUAAGAGCGUCAUUGCCAACAAGCUGGGUAAAGCUGCCUGCUAUGCCCAUCUCUAUGUCACAGAUGUGGUUCCAGGCCCUCCAGAUGGUGCUCCGCAGGUGGUGUCUGUGACUGGAAAGAUGAUCACACUCACAUGGAACCCUCCCAGGAGUCUGGACAUGGCUAUUGACCCAGACUCCCUGACAUACACGGUGCAGCACCAGGUAUUGGGCUCAGACCAGUGGACAGCACUGGCCACAGGCCUGCAGGAUCCUGAGUGGGCAGCCAUAGGACUGCGGAAGGGGCUCCAACACAUCUUCCGGGUCCUCAGCACCAGUGGCAAGAGCAGUAGCAAACCCUCAGCACCUUCAGAGCCUGUACAGUUGUUGGAACACGGCCCACCCCUGGAGGAAGCCCCUGCUGUGCUGGACAAACCAGACAUCGUGUAUGUGGUAGAGGGACAGCCUGCGCGUGUCACUGUCUCCUUCAACCAUGUGGAGGCCCAAGUUGUCUGGAGGAGCUGCCGAGGAGCCCUCCUAGAGGCACGUGCAGGUGUGUAUGAGCUGAGCCAGCCAGAUGAUGACCAGUAUUGUCUUCGUAUCUGCCGAGUGAGCCGUCGAGACCUGGGGCCCCUCACCUGCACUGCCCGAAAUCGCCAUGGCACACAGGCCUGCUCCGUCACCCUGGAGCUGGCAGAGGCUCCUCGGUUUGAGUCCAUCAUGGAAGAUGUGGAGGUGGGGGCUGGAGAAACGGCUCGUUUUGCUGUGGUGGUUGAGGGGAAACCACUGCCGGACAUCAUGUGGUACAAGGACCAGGUGCUGCUGGCUGAGAGCAACCAUGUGAGCUUCGUGUAUGAGGAGAACGAGUGCUCCCUGGUGGUACUCAGUGCAGGAGCCCAGGAUGGAGGUGUCUAUACCUGCACAGCCCGGAAUCUAGCAGGCGAAGUUUCCUGCAAGGCAGAGUUGGCUGUGCAUUCAGCUCAGACAACUAUGGAGGUCGAGGGGGUCAGGGAAGAUGAGGAGCAUCGAGGAAGAAGACUCAGUGACUUUUAUGACAUCCACCAGGAGAUCGGAAGGGGUGCCUUCUCCUAUCUUCGGCGUGUGGUGGAGCGUAGCUCUGGCCUGGAGUUCGCAGCCAAGUUCAUUCCUAGCCAGGCCAAGCCCAAGGCAUCAGCAAGACAUGAGGCCCAGCUGCUGGCCCGGCUCCAGCAUGACUGUGUCCUCUACUUCCAUGAGGCAUUUGAGCGGCGCCGAGGACUGGUCAUUGUCACCGAGCUCUGCACAGAGGAGCUAUUGGAGCGCAUGGCCAGGAAGCCCACCGUGUGUGAGUCUGAGACCCGGGCCUAUAUGCGGCAGGUGUUAGAGGGAAUAUGCUACCUACAUCAGAGCCACGUGCUACACCUAGAUGUCAAGCCUGAAAACCUGCUAGUAUGGGAUGGUGCAGGAGGUGAAGAGCAGGUGCGCAUCUGUGACUUCGGGAACGCCCAGGAGCUCACUCCAGGGGAGCCCCAGUACUGCCAGUAUGGCACACCAGAGUUUGUGGCACCUGAGAUUGUCAACCAGAGCCCUGUGUCUGGAGUCACUGACAUCUGGCCCGUGGGUGUCAUUGCCUUCCUCUGUCUGACAGGCAUCUCCCCAUUUGUGGGGGAGAAUGAUCGGACAACACUGAUGAAUAUCCGAAAUUACAACGUAGCAUUUGAAGAGACCACAUUCCUCAGUCUCAGCAGGGAGGCCCGAGGCUUCCUCAUCAAAGUGCUGGUGCAGGACCGGCUGAGACCUACUGCAGAAGAGACACUGGAGCAUCCUUGGUUCAAAACACAAGCAAAGGGAGCAGAGGUGAGCACAGAUCACCUGAAGCUUUUCCUGUCCAGGAGGAGGUGGCAGCGCUCCCAGAUCAGCUACAAGUGCCACCUUGUACUGCGCCCCAUUCCAGAGCUGCUGCGGGCACCCCCGGAGCGGGUUUGGGUGGCCAUGCCCAGAAGAACGCACCCAAGUGCGGGACUCUCAUCCUCCUCAGACUCUGAAGAGGAAGAAUUGGAGGAACUUCCCUCAGUGCCCCGCCCGCUGCAGCCUGAGUUCUCAGGCUCUCGGGUAUCCCUCACCGACAUCCCCACUGAAGAUGAGGCCCUGGGAACCCCAGAAGCGGGGACUGCCACCCCCAUGGACUGGCAAGAACAGGGAAGGCCUCCCUCUCGGGACCAGGAGGCCCCCAGCCCUGAAGCCCUCCCCUCUCCAGGCCAGGAGCCCCUAGAUGGGCCUAGCCCCAGGCGGGGAGAGCUCCGUCGGGGCAGCUCAGCUGAGAGCGCCCUGCCCCGGGCCCGGUCGCGGGAGCCGGGCCGGAGCCUGCACAAGGCAGCGUCUGUGGAGCUGCCGCAGCGCAGGAGCCCCAGCCCGGGGUCCACCCGCCUGACCCGGGGAGGCCUGGGUGAGGGCGAGUACGCACAGAGGCUGCAGGCCCUACGCCAGCGGUUGCUUCGGGGAGGCCCCGAGGAUGGCAAGGUCAGCGGCCUCAGGGGUCCCCUGCUGGAGAGCCUCGGGGGCCGUGCACGCGACCCCAGAAUGGCACGGGCUGCCUCCAGCGAGGCAGCGCCCCACCACCAGCCCCCUCCUGAGUCACGGGGCCUGCAAAAAAGCAGCAGCUUCUCGCAGGGUGAGGCGGAGCCCCGGGGGCGUCAUCGCCGCGCUGGGGCACCCCUCGAAAUCCCGGUAGCCAGACUUGGGGCCCGUAGGCUGCAGGAGUCUCCUUCCCUGUCUGCCCUUAGCGAGGCCCAGCCACCCAGCCCUGCGCGGCCCAGCGUCCCCAAACCCAGUGUCCCCAAGUCUGCGGAAGCUUCUGCUGCAACACCGGGUGAAUCUCCCCAGCCUUUGGCGCCCCAACCUGCCCCAGAGAAGCCCCCAGAGCCCAAGCCAGAACCAAUCCGAGCUGCCAAGUCCGCUCAGCCUUCUUUGGCCCUGCAAAAGCCAGCGUUGCCCCUCACACCCUAUGCCCAGAUCAUGCAGUCUCUGCAUCUCUUCAGCCCCGUUCAGUCCCCGCAGGGCCCCGCCGUGCCUCCAUCGGAGCCCAUGCCCCACGCUGCUGUGUUCGCUAGGGUGGCCUCCCCACCUCCUGGAGCCACCGAAAAGCGCGUGCCUUCAGCCAGGGCGACCCCAGCACUAGCGGAGAAAGUCCGGUUCCCAACGGUGCCCCCAAGGCCAGGCAGCAGCCUCAACAGUAGCAUAGAGAACCUGGAAUCAGAGGCUGUGUUCGAGGCUAAGUUCAAGCGCAGCCGCGAAUCGCCGCUGUCGCGGGGGCUGCGGCUACUGAGCCGCUCGCGCUCCGAGGAGCGCGGCCCCUUCCACGGGCCCGAGGAGGACGAUGGCAUCUACCGGCCCAGCCCGGCUGGAACGCCGCUCGAGCUGGUGCGACGGCCCGAGCGCUCGCGCUCUGUGCAGGACCUCAGGGUUGCGGGAGAGCCAGGCUUCGUCCGCCGCCUCUCGCUGUCGCUGUCCCAGAAGCUGCGACGGACCCCGCCCGCCCAGCGCCACCCGGCCUGGGAGGCCCGCAGCGGAGACGGGGAGAGCUCCGAGGGCGGUAGCUCAGCGCGGGGCUCCCCGGUCCUGGCGGUGCGCAGGAGACUCAGCUCCACUCUGGAGCGCCUGUCCAGCCGGUUGCAGCGCAGCGGCAGCAGCGAGGACUCUGGGGGAGCCUCGGGGCGCAGCACACCGCUGUUUGGACGGCUGCGCAGGGCUACUUCCGAAGGGGAGAGCCUGCGACGCCUUGGUGUUCCGCACGAUCAGCUGGCCUCUCAGAUUGGUGCCACAACACCUUCUGCUGAGUCCCUGGGCUCAGAGGCCAGUGGCACGUCGGGUUCCUCAGCUCCAGGAGAAAGACGAAGUCGGCACCGCUGGGGCCUUUCAAGGCUGCGCAAGGACAAGGGCUUCUCACAGUCAAACCUCUCUGCCAGUGUCCAAGAGGACGUAGGGCACCAGUAUGUGCCCAAUGAGUCAGACUUCCCCCCAGUCUUCCACAUCAAACUCAAGGACCAGGUGCUGCUGGAGGGGGAGGCAGCCACCCUGCUCUGCCUGCCUGCAGCCUGCCCUGCACCCCGCAUCUCUUGGAUGAAAGACAAGCAGUCCCUGCGAUCAGAGCCCUCAGUGGUCAUCGUGUCUUGCAAAGAUGGACGGCAGCUGCUGAGCAUCCCCCGGGCUGGCAAGCGGCAUGCUGGGCUCUAUGAGUGCUCAGCUACCAAUGUCCUAGGCAGUAUUACAAGCUCCUGUACUGUAGCUGUGGCCCGCAUCCCAGGAAAGCUAGCUCCUCCAGAGGUGCCCCAGACCUACCAUGAUACAGCAUUGGUGCUGUGGAAGCCAGGAGAUAGCCGGGCACCCUGUACAUACACUCUGGAGAGGCGUGUGGAUGGGGAAUCUGUUUGGCACCCUGUGAGCUCAGGCAUCCCUGACUGUUACUACAAUGUGACACACCUGCCUGUCGGUAUGACUGUGAGGUUCCGAGUGGCCUGUUCCAACCGAGCUGGGCAAGGGCCUUUCAGCAACCCUUCCGAGAAGGUCCUAAUCAGGGGUACUCAAGAUUCUUCAGUUUGGCCAACUGCUGCUCCCCAAGACACCUGGGUUACCUCAGGGCCAGCCAGGGCCCCACCUCCUGACUCUCCUACCUCACUGGCCCCCACCCCAGUUCUUACUCCUCCAGUCCGUCAGACAGCCACUCUUAGCCCCUCAACUCCUCCCACAUCCCCCAGUCAGGCCUUGUCUUCACUCAAGGCUGUGGGUCCACCACCCCCAACCCCCCCACGAAAGCACAGGGGCCUGCUAGUCACCCAACAAGCAGAGCCCACCCUGCCCAGUAUCCAGGUCACCCCCAGUGAGCCCAAGUCUUUUGUCCCAGACCCUGGAACCCUGACCCCAACUUCUGCCCCUCAUGGGGUUAAACCAGCGUCUUCCUCGACUUCCCUGUAUAUGGUGACUUCCUUCGUGUCUGCACCUCCAGCCCCUGAACCCCCAGCCCCCGAGCCCCCUCCUGAGCCCACCAAGGUGACUGUACGGAGCCUCAGCCCAGCCAAGGAGGUGGUCAGCUCCACAACACCCGAGAGCACAACCCUUCGGCAGGGUCCCCCCCAGAAACCUUACACCUUCCUAGAGGAGAAGGCCAGGGGCCGCUUUGGUGUUGUGCGAGCAUGCCGAGAGAAUGCCACAGGCCGAACGUUCAUAGCCAAGAUUGUGCCGUAUGCAGCAGAGGGCAAAGGACAAGUUCUGCAGGAAUAUGAGGUGUUGCGGACACUACACCACGAGCGACUCAUGUCCCUACAUGAGGCCUACAUCACACCUCGAUACCUCGUGCUCAUCGCUGAGAGCUGUGGCAACCGGGAACUCCUCUGUGGGCUCAGCGACAGAUUCCGGUAUUCAGAAGAUGAUGUGGCCACCUAUGUGGUGCAGCUACUACAAGGCCUGGACUAUCUUCAUGGCCACCAUGUGCUGCACCUGGACAUCAAGCCAGACAACCUGCUGCUGGCUGCUGACAAUGCCCUUAAGAUCGUGGACUUUGGCAGUGCCCAGCCCUACAACCCCCAGGCCCUGAAGCCCCUUGGCCACCGUACGGGCACGCUGGAGUUCAUGGCUCCUGAGAUGGUGAAGGGAGACCCCAUUGGCUCUGCAACAGACAUCUGGGGAGCUGGUGUGCUCACCUACAUCAUGCUCAGCGGACACUCCCCAUUCUAUGAGCCAGACCCCCAGGAAACAGAGGCUCGGAUUGUGGGGGGUCGCUUUGAUGCCUUCCAGUUGUACCCUAACACCUCCCAGAGUGCCACCCUCUUCUUGCGAAAGGUCCUCUCAGUACAUCCCUGGAGCCGGCCCUCACUGCAGGACUGCCUGGCCCAUCCAUGGCUGCAGGAUGCCUACCUGAUGAAACUGCGCCGCCAGACACUCACCUUCACCACUAACCGGCUCAAGGAGUUCCUGGGAGAGCAGCGGCGACGUAGGGCUGAGGCUGCCACCCGCCACAAGGUGCUGCUCCGCUCCUACCCUGGCAGCCCUUAAGUAGCAUGGACCACAGCCCAGCCUCAGGCUUCAACUUGGGUUCCCAGUGAUGCUGCUGAGGGACGUUCCAGGGCCCACACUGACCUGGGCAGGCCAGGGCUUCGGAUACCACAAGCAGCAACAUCUGGCCAGGCUAUUACCUCAUGGACCUGAGGGGACGAGGCCCCUGGGCCUUCGGCUGGAUAUCACCCCAGCCAGAGCCAGAGCAGGAGACCCAGUGGCUAGGCUGAGAACAGGAAGAGGCAAGAAGAGAGUGGAGAAGUGAAGAAGAAAAACACUGAGGAUAGGGAGGGAGGGACUCAAGGACAGUUCUGGGGUGAGUGUGGGUGUGGUGCAUCUCAGGGAGUACCCAGGAGAGGAAGGAGGAGGAGGAGGAGGAGGAGCAGUAGCAGCAGCAGCAGCAGCCAGGGUAUGGUGACUGAGCUUGGAGUACGAGUACUGGACAUGGAGCUAGAGCCAGGAUGUAAGGGAGGACAGAAAGGUGAAAGGCAGGGAGAGCAGGCUCAGGGGAGGCGCAGCAGGCCAGCAACUGCAUCCCCAGGAGAAAGGAGAAAGGCAAAGAGCUGUGGACCAAUGGCCAUCCAAGCUUGGUCUCUUGUCCCAGCAGAUGCAGCUCUGGGCACUCUACACUGGCCCAAGGACAUCCCCACUGCUCCUCCAUGGCCUUUGCCCUUCUUCCUGUUUGUGUUUAUUUAUUUAUUGACUUUUAUGGCGUUUCCCUUCCAUCUAAUCCCUAUCGCCUAUGUUGUUCUGACUAUCCCCCCAGCCAUCCAGCUGUCUGUGCAGCUGUCUGUCUGUCAUAAGGAAAAUAAAAACAGCAAGCAGCA